AUGCCCACGCUACCGACGGACCCCGGUAAGCUGCAGGCAAACAACCCGACACUGUCAGUCACCGCGCCCAUGCCAACCCCCAUGGCCACCGUUUACGUGCAACGCAACGGCGUUCCCACAGCCAUCCUUGUGCCGGCUACGGGCAUCAUCCGCCAACCUCCACCACACUCAUCCGACAACGACUCUGCCUCCGAUACUACAGAAUGCCCGGUCGACACACCGCUCGCCGCCCGCCAACCACGGUCAAAACGUGCAGCGGACAAGUUCCUGGCUCGCCACGACCGCUGCAACACCAAACGGGCUGCACCUCGAAAGCGGCAUGCACAUCCACGUUCCGCCCGGCCAGGCACAACUAGUCCCAUCCCAGAUGUCACACUACGCACCCACCAGGCCAACCCUCUCUCAGACGACGUCCAGCCCAUCCGCCCCAGGCUGCCCCAUGUCUCAUACCCUUCCCAUCGCAUGGGUACGACUCCGCCAACUCUGGAUAGUCCGCAUACGCCACGCUCUCCGGCUCCUGUAGCCCUCCACCCUUCCAAGCUGGCCAAUGGUCCCUCUACACAAAGCUCCCUUCCAGACAUCUGGCGGCAAACCGCUUCUACCUAUGCAGCCACAACUCGCAACACUCUGGCACCCCAUCCUAACACUCUUCCAAGCGACACCGCACCCAUCAAUCCACCCAUUACUGCCCUCCAUGGGCAUUCCGCUGCACCCACCCCUCCCAUCCCAUCCCAUGGGCCACAUCACUCACAGGCACCCCAGCACGCCGACACUGCCCCGUCACCCACGCGAGCCGGUCCUCCCUCAGCACGCGCAACACCUCUCCCGACCACGAACCAUCCGCACUCGCGUCCAGCCCCUUCUUCCACACGCCCUGCCCUCUCUCCCCUCCAGCCCAAGCCAGCCCACACCACCGAAUCCGGGGACGUAUCUCGCACUACUACGAACCUGCUUCUAACCCCAGAUCCCCCCCGCACCACGCUCUGGUCCACCACCCAGCCAAACGCCACUACUCCGAUAUUGAACCAGACCUCGAUUUUCCCCACCCCUCGUUCAACUUUCCACCGAUCAAGCGGCACCACGACAUGCGCUACCCGCCCCCCACAAUACCAACCGAAUACCUACGAACCAGCACCGACCGAGCAGGGGGCAGCUGGCCAAUCCAUUGAAGACGACGACCAGGAGGAGUAUGACACCAACACAGCCCUUCAAUUUCCGGGUAUCCGAACCCUACACGACGAAGGCCAGCCGAUCAUGUACCGCACCAUGCAACGAUACUGGGAUCAUGAGGCACACCUUUUCCAAGGAUUCAAUGCCGACGAUAUUGUCGAUAUCGAGCGACACUUUGCUGACGCCAAAGUACGCAUCCAAUUCUCAAUCAACCCAUCAUUACAGCCCCAGGAGGAAACACUUAGCACACUCAACUACCGGCGCGAGAUCGAGGACAUCUGUCAGGAACGCUACGGCCUCACCUUCCGUGGCGGCCUCAUGGAACAUGGCCAGCAGCUCCUCGGCGAUCCCCUCCAACGUACCGUCCAGGCAUGGGCAGCUCCACGUCGUGGAUACCUCUUCCUUCGUGACAUCUCCGUGGUCAUGGUAUACCAAUACGCUGGUGUGCUCGACAACGGCCUCUCCUUUCACCACCUCGAAUACCCCAACCCAUCCAAAACCACCCCCGGAGACCUCAUGUGUGCUCUUCGCGCCCUUGGAGCAACAGACGCAAUCAUCCAAAGCCACACCCCACGCCGACACUGCCCCGUCACCCACGCGAGCCGGUCCUCCCUCAGUCCGCGCAACACCUCUCCCGAUCACGAUCCACCCGCACACACGUCCAGCCCCUUCUUCCACACGCCCCGCACUCUCUCCCCUCCAGCCCACACCACCGAAUCCGGGGACAUAUCUCGCACUACUACGAACCUGCUUCCAACCCUAGACCCCCCCGCACCACGCUCUGGUCCACCACCACCGACCGAGCAGGGGGCAGCUGGCCAAUCCAUUGAAGACGACGACCAGGAGGAGUAUGACACCAACACAGCCCUUCAAUUUCCGGGUAUCCGAACCCUACACGACGAAGGCCAGCCGAUCAUGUACCGCACCAUGCAACGAUACUGGGAUCAUGAGGCACACCUUUUCCAAGGAUUCAAUGCCGACGAUAUUGUCGAUAUCGAGCGACACUUUGCUGACGCCAAAGUACGCAUCCAAUUCUCAAUCAACCCAUCAUUACAGCCCCAGGAGGAAACACUUAGCACACUCAACUACCGGCGCGAGAUCGAGGACAUCUGUCAGGAACGCUACGGCCUCACCUUCCGUGGCGGCCUCAUGGAACAUGGCCAGCAGCUCCUCGGCGAUCCCCUCCAACGUACCGUCCAGGCAUGGGCAGCUCCACGUCGUGGAUACCUCUUCCUUCGUGACAUCUCCGUGGUCAUGGUAUACCAAUACGCUGGUGUGCUCGACAACGGCCUCUCCUUUCACCACCUCGAAUACCCCAACCCAUCCAAAACCACCCCCGGAGACCUCAUGUGUGCUCUUCGCGCCCUUGGAGCAACAGACGCAAUCAUCCAAAGCCACACCCGUAUGUCCGGAGCACAUGGACCACGGGACCACUGGGCGGCCAUUGGCUGUCUCUACUGGCCCUCCGAAGGUCAAUACCGCUUCCGCCUCGUCUUCCCCAGCCAAAGCAUGGCUGAAAACGUGUACGCCAACUUUCGCCGCCAUGCAGCGGGCCCUGACAGACUUGACUUAGUCCCUCCCUCCAUGAUGCUCCUCCCCCUCCGGGACCUCUGCUGGGACAACCCCUCGGCCACCUUCUUCCACCCGCAAGCCCCGAGUGCCGCCAAACUUAUGGACACCAAAGUGCGCAUUGGCCGCCUCCCACCCCUCACGACUACAGACGACAUCCUCGCGGCGCUCCGCGGAUCCCACCUUCCCACCCCAGACGUCGACAUCACCGGGGAUGGAUAUGACACCCUUACCUUCGACACCCCAGCCCCCCUUGCCUUCCUCGGCAAAUCCCAGCACAAACCUUCCGCACACAACACCGCGCGCGGCUCUGACACGCACGCACGCGGCAAAAGUAGCCACCAACGCGUGGGACAGUACUCCCGCUCUGCCUCCCAACACUUGGCCCCGGAGGAACGCCUACCCCAGGCCUGGCAACUACCCCUUCAGCGUCACCCGGCCCAGGCACCUAGACCCACCGCCGAUCUCAGUCUAUACCUAAGUCGUGAGCUCUCCACCUACGUGGAUCAACGCAUCGUAACAGCCACGGCCCCACUACGUCAAGAGGUUGAAUCCUUACGGGCGGACAAAGAAGCCCGUGCAGCCCUUGUCUCUGCUUCCAGCACUGCCUUCUCCACCCUCGAUGCGCGCCUACUCGAAGAACGACGCCUCCGUGAAGCCGCCGAACUACUACAAGCAGAGGACAACAAAUCACGCACCGAGGCCCAAAUCCGCUUACACACAGCUAUAGCGCAACACGAGGCACAACAGGCCGCACUAGCUGCGCGCCUAUCCUUCCCUGAAUCCAGCGUACACACCCUCCUGCAAGCGAUGCAAUCCGUUUCCUCCCAAAUGACUGCACUGGCAGGCCUUUGGCCCCUACCAGCCAAUCCCUCCCCAGCUGCUCCUAUGUCAGCCUUUCCCGACCCGACACCCCCUCCUGCUACCAACAACGCCGAACCAUCGGCCCUUAGCCCAAGCCCCGAUGCCAACAUGGUGGCAGAUUUUGAUGAGCCCAUGGAGUCAAACUAA
This is a messenger RNA of Aphanomyces astaci, 3750 nucleotides long. RefSeq lists its product as hypothetical. The coding region runs from base 1 to 3750 and encodes 1249 amino acids. The transcript has 5 exons. Lineage: Eukaryota; Oomycota; Saprolegniomycetes; Saprolegniales; Verrucalvaceae. The record is from RefSeq and is a predicted model, not a curated record.